Cooperia oncophora is the source of this 222-nucleotide messenger RNA. The record is from the annotation of a GenBank genome assembly. Lineage: Eukaryota; Metazoa; Nematoda; Chromadorea; Rhabditida; Trichostrongylidae.
AUGAAGUACUCGCUUUUCCUGCCGUUACUUGUGGUCAGUACAGUCAGGUUGUUCCGAAGUGAAGACUGCAAUGUAGAUCAUAACGAGCAUCAAGCUCUGGUCGAACGGAACAUCACUCAUUCUCAUUGUUUCAAGAUCGUUUUCGAUACUAAACCCGAAAGCUGUACAAUCACGUCAUCUGUUGUUGGUUUUUCAAACGCUGAGGAGCGCGUCAUUAUCUAA